UACUUCCGGACUGUGCGGUCCACAUGCAGGAAGUGAGUUUUCAUCGACUGCUGCAGCCUCCCAGUGUCCGUGGAGAUCAGGAACUCCAGCUGUGGGGAACGGAGUCUUUAUUACACAUCACACGUUCUGUAUUAUCUCUGAUUGACGGAGGAUGGACAAGGACAGUAGUCACAGGACUGAGAGCAUAAUAAAAAUCACCCUGGAGAUCAUCUACCUGCUUACUGGGGAGGAUUACACAGUAGUGAAGAAGACAUCCAGUGAGUGUGAGAUACUCAACAGCCAGCCCCGUGUGUCAGGAGGACUGAGUAGAACCCAAAGCCCAAUCACGGUGCCUACACCUCACUCACUGAUACAUGAGAGACACAAUGACCAGAAAAUCCUGGAACUCACCAACAAGAUCAUUCAGUUGCUGACUGGAGAGGAGGGGGAGUAUAUAGAGGAACACAGGGGUCUGUACAAGGACUUGAUGAUGGAGAAUCACCGGCCCCUCACAUCACUGGAUGGGCCCAGUAACAGAGAUACCCCAGAGAGAUGUCCCCGUCCUCUGUAUUCCCAGGAUUGUACAGAGGAGAAUCACAGGAUCCCACAGGAGGAUCAGGAUGAAGCCCAAUUAAAUAAUAUUAAUAUCAAAGAUACAGAGGGAGAAAAAGAGACAUAUGUGACUGAUACAAAGGCAGAAGAUAUAGAUGGAGAAGAAGAGACGUAUGUGACUGAUAUGAAGGCAGAAGAUACAGAGGGAGAAGAAGAGACGUAUGUGACUGAUAUAAAGGCAGAAGAUAUAGAGGGAGAAGAAGAGACGUAUGUGACUGAUAUAAAGGCAGAAGAUACAGAGGGAGAAGAAGAGACGUAUGUGACUGAUAUAACGGCAGAAGAUACAGAGGGAGAAGAGGAGACGUAUGUUACUGAUAUAAAGGUAGAAGAUACAGAGGCAGAAGAAGAGACGUAUGUGAGGGGUGAUCAGCAGUCUAAGGAGGAGGAAAUCCCUACAGAUAUCAGCACAGCAGAUGGACACACAAGCAAGAAUAUCUCAGAAGGACAUCUAAUGUUAUCCCCGGAUUGUGACAUAAAAGAUAAUGACAGUAGACAGGAUUCUCCAGGAGAUAACCCCAUUACCCCAAUUAUACAUCCAGCUCUAUCAGCUGAUCCCCCUGAUCCUGGAAAAUGUUCUCCUGAUCACUCUGAUAUUGGUGCAUCUGUUACAGCUCUGAGAGUAGAUACAGUGUUUCCGUGUUCUAUAGAUGCCAAAUGUUUUACACAGAACACAAAGCCUAUUAACCCACAGACAGGUAAGGCAGGUGAGAGGCCAUUUCUAUGUUCUGAGUGUGGGAAAUGUUUUACAUACAAAUCACAUCUUGUUAUACAUCAGAAAAGUCACACAGGCGAGAGGCCAUUUUUUUGCUCUGAGUGUGGGAAAUGUUUUGUACGGAAAUCACAUCUUAUUAAUCAUGAGAGAAGUCACACAGGUGAGAGGCCAUUUUCUUGCUCUGAGUGUGUGAAAUGUUUUGCAUGGAAAUCACAUCUUGUUAUACAUCAGAGAAGUCACACAGGUGAGAAGCCAUUUUCUUGCUCUGAGUGUGGAAAAUGUUUUGCACGGAAAUCACAUCUUGUUAUACAUCAGAAAAGUCACGCAGGCGAGAGGGCAUUUUCUUGCUCUGAGUGUGGGAAAUGUUUUGUACGGAAAUCACAUCUUAUUAAUCAUCAGAGAAGUCACACAGGUGAGAAGCCAUUUUCUUGCUCUGAGUGUGGGAAAUGUUUUGCACUCAACUUCGAUCUAGUUAGACAUCAGAGAAGUCACACAGGUGAGAAGCCAUUUUUUUGCUCUGAGUGUGGGAAAUGUUUUGCACUCAAAUCAGUUCUUGUUAGACAUCAGAGAAGUCACACAGGUGAGAAGCCAUUUUCUUGCUCUGAGUGUGGGAAAUGUUUUACACGGAAAUCAGUUCUUUUUAGACAUCAGCAAACUCACACAGGUGAGAAUCUAUUUCCAUGUUCUGAGUGUGGGAAAUGUUUUGCACUCAUAUCCAAUCUUGUUAGACAUCAAAGAAGUCACACAGGUGAGAAGCCAUUUUCUUGCUCUGAGUGUGGGAAAUGUUUUGCACAGAAAUCACAUCUUAUUAAUCAUGAGAGAAGUCACACAGGUGAGAGGCCAUUUUCUUGCUCUGAGUGUGGGAAAUGUUUUGCACUCAAAUCAGAUCUUGUUAGACAUCAGAGAAGUCACACAGGUGAGAAGCCAUUUUCUUGCUCUGAGUGUGGGAAAUGUUUUGCACUCAAAUCAGAUCUUGUUAGACAUCAGAGAAGUCACACAGGUGAGAAGCCAUUUUCUUGCUCUGAGUGUGGGAAAUGUUUUGCACUCAACUUAGAUCUAGUUAGACAUCAGAGAAGUCACACAGGUGAGAAGCCAUUUUUUUGCUCUGAGUGUGGGAAAUGUUUUGCACUCAAAUCAGUUCUUGUUAGACAUCAGAGAAGUCACACAGGUGAGAAGCCAUUUUCUUGCUCUGAGUGUGGGAAAUGUUUUACACGGAAAUCAGUUCUUUUUAGACAUCAGCAAACUCACACAGGUGAGAAUCUAUUUCCAUGUUCUGAGUGUGGGAAAUGUUUUGCACUCAUAUCCAAUCUUGUUAGACAUCAAAGAAGUCACACAGGUGAGAAGCCAUUUUCUUGCUCUGAGUGUGGGAAAUGUUUUGCACAGAAAUCACAUCUUAUUAAUCAUGAGAGAAGUCACACAGGUGAGAGGCCAUUUUCUUGCUCUGAGUGUGGGAAAUGUUUUGCACUCAAAUCAGAUCUUGUUAGACAUCAGAGAAGUCACACAGGUGAGAAGCCAUUUUCUUGCUCUGAGUGUGGGAAAUGUUUUGCACUCAAAUCAGAUCUUGUUAGACAUCAGAGAAGUCACACAGGUGAGAAGCCAUUUUCUUGCUCGGAGUGUGGGAAAUGUUUUGCACAGAAAUCACAUCUUAUUAAUCAUGAGAGAAGUCACACAGGUGAGAGGCCAUUUUCUUGCUCGGAGUGUGGGAAAUGUUUUGCACAGAAAUCACAUCUUAUUAAUCAUGAGAGAAGUCACACAGGUGAGAGGCCAUUUUCUUGCUCUGAGUGUGGGAAAUGUUUUGCACUCAAAUCAAAUCUUGUUAUACAUCUCAGAAGUCAUACAGGUAAGAAUCCAUUUUCUUGCUCUGAGUGUGGGAAAUGUUGUCUAACAAGAUGUGAUUUACUUACACAUCACAGAAGUCACACAGGUGAGAAGCCAUUUCCAUACUCUGAGAAAUAAAUCAUCUCUUGUUGCACACAAUAGGCAUCACUCAGGUGAGGAACCAUUUUAAUCUUCUGGAGUAUACUUAUCAUUGCCAUGCGUUGUUCUUCAAGGUUCUUAUCAUAUCUCCUAUGCUUUUUGCAAUAUACAUGCUACCGGUGGGUGAAAUAAUCUUCACACCACGUACAGCAAUAUAUGCUUUAUGGCAGGCAUGUCCAAACUGCGGCCCUCCAGCUGUUGAGAAACUACACAUCCCAGCAUGCCCUGACACAGCUUUAGCAUUCUC
Pseudophryne corroboree (corroboree frog) is the source of this 3527-nucleotide messenger RNA. Its product is annotated as zinc finger protein 665-like. The transcript has 7 exons. Gene Ontology annotation, biological process: regulation of transcription by RNA polymerase II. Lineage: Eukaryota; Metazoa; Chordata; Amphibia; Anura; Myobatrachidae. The record is from RefSeq and is a predicted model, not a curated record. Gene Ontology annotation, molecular function: RNA polymerase II cis-regulatory region sequence-specific DNA binding; DNA-binding transcription factor activity. The coding region runs from base 152 to 3259 and encodes 1035 amino acids.